UUAUGGAGAUAAUGGCAUAAUUUAGACAUAAACAAACAUUCCAAUGAAAUAGCCCAAUCACCUUUGCACCCAAAACACUGAAAUAGGCCUACCUUUAGAUGACAAUGCAGACGCCAAACAAAGAGGAGGUGAAAGCCGAUUUUGGACCGAUUCACCAUGGACCAGCAUACAGCCUUGGAGCUCUUAGUUCAGUGAAUGAUAAUGUUGAUGGAACAAAUAAUGUUGUGCAGCAGGACUGUACAAGACCGGAGGAGUUUUAUUAUUACCAUGAAGAAGACGAGUAUGAUGAAGAUGAGGAUGAUAUUGAGGAUGAUGAGGACAACGAGGAUGAGGACAUAGAUUACAAAUAUAGGCAAUAUCAGGUGUGGCAGCCAAAAAAAAGGGGAGAAAAGUUUGGGCAGUUGAGAGAGAUUACUGGAGAGGAAUAUGUAAAAGAGGUUACCCAUGCCGGGAGAGGUGUCAGAGUUGUUCUUUUCUUGUACCGGCCAUGUAUCCCAUUGUGCUUCCUCAUGAACCAUCAUUUCUACAAUCUUGCUCCAAAAUUCCCUCGUACUAAGUUUCUCAGAAUGCUUGACAGCAGCUGCAUCCCAAACUACCCAGAGAAAUACCUCCCUACGGUGUUUAUCUACGAAAAUGGCUGUCUAAGGAACCGAAUGAUGGGAGAGAAAGAAUGUGGAGGAAAAUAUGUUCUUGAGGAAGAAUUGAAAUGGCUUCUACGUUUUGUCGGUGCCAUAAACUGAGACCAGCUUUUCAUUUUCAUUUGUUUCGUAAUAUUAAAUAUUUAGUAGCCUAUAAAGUGCAUUAUAUGUAAACAAAAAUAAAGCACAGUGUUUUUGUGACAUUGUGAUAAGCUA
Molecule: messenger RNA, 854 nt
Organism: Engraulis encrasicolus (European anchovy)
Lineage: Eukaryota; Metazoa; Chordata; Actinopteri; Clupeiformes; Engraulidae
Product: viral IAP-associated factor homolog
Exons: 6
Coding region: 99-740 (213 amino acids)
Biological process (GO): angiogenesis; protein folding; positive regulation of gene expression
Cellular component (GO): cytoplasm
Molecular function (GO): protein folding chaperone; vascular endothelial growth factor receptor 2 binding
Source: RefSeq, a predicted model, not a curated record